CAGGAAGUGUCGGGGUAUUUGACCGUAGCUCAGGAAAAAAAAAAAAUGAUUGAACAGAGAUGUGAUUGUUCUUUUUCCGCUUCCAGAGCAGUGAAGUCGUGGCUUGUUUCUGCUAGUUGACGGCGACGUUUAAUUGCAUUUAAUUGCGUCCAAGAAACGGAAUGUCGUUUCGGACGGAGACGUUGAGUUAUUCGGCGCAUUUCCAGGGUCAGACGAUGCUGAACGGCUAGUCGGCUCGUAUACAUUACCCUGUGUUGGUGGUAGAGCUCUGGGGUUUCUUUUUUUUUAAAGAAUUCUCAUUAUCGUGUUUGGGACAUUUCUUUGUGUGUAUCCGGAGAUAUUUGCCUCAAAGCCACACAACGGCUGUGAAGCUGAAGCUCUUCUCGGUGUUUGUGCUGGUCAGCCACGUCAGCUAUAUUCACUGAUAAACUCGGAGAGCAUCUCUUCUCUUUGGUUCCCACGUUUAUUUAGUUGAAAACCGUCAGAGUGACGUCCAAUGACAAUGGCUCCGAUGGGUAUCCGGCUGUCACCGCUCGGUAUGGCGGUGUUUUGCCUGCUGGGAGUCGGUGUCAUCUACCACCUGUAUGCCGGGGUCUUCUCCAACCACCUGUCCUAUUUCAGGCAGAGGAAAAAGGUGGACCUGAGAGACCUGUUAGCCGUCUCUGUGGAGGCUGCACAGCUGGGUGGGGAAGAGGUGAAAAGAGUACGCAAAGAAAACACACUCAACGAGAAGUCAAAGGGAGAAACAAAGGAGGGAGCUAAAGAGCUUCUGACUAUGGGGGACCUGCAGUCGCACCGGAAGAUGUAUAACCUAAUAAAGAACACAUUUCCUGAAAUCACUGUAUACAGCGAGGAAAGUGACAGCAAACCAGAUUCGGUAUCCUGGAGCAGGAACAUACCUGAUGGCAUCCUGAAACUGGAGAAAGGCAGGGAGGUUUCUGCUGAUAGCAUCACUGUGUGGAUUGAUCCAUUGGAUGCUACUCAAGAAUACACAGAAAAAUUGGUGAAAUAUGUGACCACUAUGGUGUGUGUUGCUUUGGAGGGUAAACCAGUCAUUGGUGUCAUACACCAGCCAUUUACAGGGUUUACUGCCUGGGCGAUGGUAGGUCAGGGAACAAACAUGGAGUACAGAUCGUCCUACAACCUCAACUCGCCAAAAGUGAUUGUGUCACGGUCACAUUCUGGAGAAGUAAAAAACUUUCUUCACUCUGCUUUUGGAAACAGCACAACAAUAAUCCCAGCAGGUGGCGCAGGAUACAAGGUGCUAUCGCUGUUGAAGAUGCAUUCAGGACAGACAGAGCCUAUAGAUGAAGCAGAUGUUUACAUCCACAUCACCGUCAUUAAGAAAUGGGACAUCUGCGCUGGUGCCGCACUACUGAACGCACUUGGAGGCCACAUGACCACUCUGAAAGGGGAGAACAUCGACUUCAGUGGAACUCCUUUGAACGAAGGAGGACUGGUGGCCAGUGUUGAAGUGGAUCAUAAGAACAUACUGGCCAAACUUCCAAACUGGGACCUUUCAAAGCACUGAAAGACAACCACAGAACCAUUGGCAGCUCCGGCAUGUUGUGCUGAGGCUUACAUGAAGAAGAGAUGAUUAAACAUGAAACGUUUAUGGUCAAACGUUCAUGUUAUUUUUUUCUUUUCUUUUUUUUUUUUGAAAGCUGGGCGGGGAUUUGCUGUCUACACAAACCUGGCCCACUGAACAGGAUUGUGACCAGCAUGGUUACCACAAUGGUUCUUGAUUCACGCUCCUCCACAGCUACAUGCAUCAUUCAUCCAUCUUAUGUGAAACCGCAUGCUCACAAGGAAUUGUAGGAAAACAAUGGACCCUUCCAUGUCUCCUCCUUUCACCUUCACAGGAGAACAGGGGAACUUUAAUGUGAAAAUCUCUGGAGCGUACAGCUGAACAUUGCAGGAGAAACUCUGGAGUUUGGCCUCUGCUUCCACCAUCGUAGAUGUCUUUAUUUUUCAUAUUUCAAAAGAGCAUAACACUAUUUAGAGAGGAAUGUUUCAGAGAGCAUCAGACAUUAGCCCAUCUCUGCAACUAAUAAAACUUUGGAUUUUGAGUAAAUUUAUGGGUUAUUGUGUUAAGAAAUCCUUUUAUUAUUUUAUUUAAAUCCUUUAUCUUUUAUUAACAUUAUAUUAAGAUGGAUUAAUUGAGAAUAAGUUAAUUAUGAGUAGAGGUCCCAUAUUGUGGCCAAGAGAGAAGCUGAUCGACCAGAUUUGUGUUGAGGGUUCCAUGUUUAUCAGAUAAUUGAGCAAAUCAGUUUAAAAACCUUUAUUAAAGCAAAAAAUAACUAACAAAAGCUGUUGGAGUGGCAGUGAUAACACAAGAAGGAAUUUGAUGUUGAACUUAAUAACUCAACACUUUUAAUAACCAGAAUUUGUGCCACAAUAAAUGCUUAAAAUGGGUACUUUUUACUUAUCUAUUCAAAAUUCAUUCAGCAAAAGAAGUGAAGUAGUCCUUUACCUAGCCCCAGCACUUCUCCAGUCCAAACAGUUUGUUUUGAUGGUUCUCGAUUUAGAAACCUUGGAAACCACGCAAUAGACUUGUCAAAGUCAGAAAGAUUUUUCAGUAAGAGAAACCAGAUCCUAGUUGGAAAGAGAAAUUAGUACUUCCUCAUUUCUGCCUACAAGUGGCUUCAAAACUCUGAAGUAUGCAUGCAUGGUUUGGAUUUUUGGUCUUGAUGAAUCCCUGUUUCCUUUGACUACUGUUUGUCUUUCAGCACUGUGUCGGUUGUACCUGAGUCACUUUUGACUUUUUGUGUUCAGUCGAAAAAUACCAGCAGAGAUCUCACCCGAGUGUCUGAAGAAGGUACAUUUAUUAAAGGAUCUUUUCAUGUUUACCUUGUUUUGAUAGCAUUUGUGUUGAUGUGUAGAUUAAACUCCGUUUAGGUCAGAAAUUAAAUAUUGAAGCGGUUUCGUCUGCCACUGGUUGACGAGGCUUGACAACUUGUCGAUAGAGGUGAGGAACGAUCUGGAGUGGGUUGGCUAUUUCAGUUUUAUGUUUCCAGUGCCUUUGCUUGGACAAAACCACAUUGCCGCUGUAAGCUACAUCAGUAAUGCAGACAGCAAUGCUCGCCGCCAUCAGUUGCUGUGAAAAUAACAUGGACACUGUUUGGGGUGUGACUUUGGAUACACCCCUUUGCGACUCUCGUGCAUGUGUACUUUAAGAAACACUUUUUCACAUCACUGUGUUGUGACGUGCUUGGGAGUACUACUUUAGAUAUGAAAAAGAUCUUUUAAAAUCCAUACAUUUAUAAAUGUGGAAAAACAAAACAGAUCAUUGUUUGGAAUACCUGACCUCUGAAGACUGCUGCUCGGCUUUCCUUAAGGCUGCACACGUUUAAGCCUCCAAUCAAGCCGCCACAAUUUCAAGUUGGGGAUUUUGUUACUAGGUUGCGAUGUUGCAGAGUACAAACUAGAACUGAAACAACCUCUGAACGCAGACGUACAACAUGUGGACCAUCUGUAGCCGUGAGCGUGGACUACUCAAAGGAGCACCACCUGUACCUCUGUGUCUUUUUCCAAGUAGUCCUACCAACCAGACACUGGGAGUUGCAUCAUGUUGUAGUUGGAUAUCUGGAAGGUGUUGGAGAGACAUUUUCUGGUGUUCACUACUUCUGUCGUUUUUAAUGUGAUUUGGGGGAUUUAGUAGCUGUGCUCAUUUUCAGUUUGUUUUUUGCAUGGCUACUGGGUUUAUAGGAAUCUCAUACCUUUGUGUCUACCUCUCUGCCAGUGUUUCACUUGCUCUCUUUAAAGUUGGGUGAUUUACACAUUGAAAGAAUGCAAAAGCCAAAGUAGAAGCGAUACAGAGCACAUGAAGGGGGUUUUUGAUCAGCUAAAGUAGAACAACCUUUAGUUACUGCUGAAGUAAAUACAAUUCAUCUCUGUCAAUAGUGUCUUCUAUUCCUUCCAAUAACAUGGUAAAAUUUUACAUUAACCACAGAAAUGACAUAAAAAAAAUCAACCUGCAAAUCUGCUUGAGCUGACUAUUUUGCUUUUAAGCAGCAUGAAAGCUAGAUAUAAAAAUCAUGCAGGCUUUUAAUGUGUUCCUCAACUUAAAAUAAAAAAAGUAAAAGUGUGAAUGACAACCCUAUGGUUUUAAAAAAAGACUGUAGACUGGCUUUUGGUCUGACUUUUUUUUUUCUCAUUUGGUAAACGGUAUGUACAGCUUCCAUGAGUAAUUCAUUUUGCUUCUGUGAAUUUCCAAUAAACUGUGUGCAUGAAAGGAA
Messenger RNA from Xiphophorus couchianus (Monterrey platyfish), 4238 nucleotides. RefSeq names its product 3'(2'), 5'-bisphosphate nucleotidase 2 (gene bpnt2). Lineage: Eukaryota; Metazoa; Chordata; Actinopteri; Cyprinodontiformes; Poeciliidae. Gene Ontology annotation, biological process: phosphatidylinositol phosphate biosynthetic process. The transcript is spliced from 8 exons. Gene Ontology annotation, molecular function: 3'-nucleotidase activity. The record is from RefSeq and is a predicted model, not a curated record. Gene Ontology annotation, cellular component: endomembrane system. The coding region runs from base 497 to 1531 and encodes 344 amino acids.